AUGGGUGAGUACGGUCUGGCUGAUGCUGCCUGUCGCGGCGCUCGGCCUGAUCGACAGGCAAGUCCGAGCCGGGGAACAUGUCUGCCCACGGCCGGCCGCUCUAACACAAGCAGGCACCGCAUCGUGAGCGAUAAUAACAUUGUGCGGACGAAACUGAUCAACAAUGAGACGACACCUCUUCAGGUCGGAAACGGCAACUUUGCCUUUGGCGUAGAUACGACCGGCAUGCAGACGUAUCUACCAUUCAACACCAUGUCGGUGUGGGCGUGGCACAACGAUACCGAGCCCAGUGGCGGGAACAAAAUCUCAGACUACACCGGCGUGCCGAUGGAGACCCAUGGCCGCAAUGUCUCCUAUGAUAUACCGGACCCCAAGCUCCCCGACGUCUCCCAGUGGCUCAUCGGCAACCCGAACAGAGUCAACCUCGGCCGGAUCGGCCUCCGCUACAGGAACGCGACGCUGUCGGCGGCCCGCAUCUCAGACACGCGCCAGGAACUCGACCUCUGGAGCGGCGUCAUCACCUCCACGUUCACCGUCGACGGCCGCCCGGUCAAGGUCGUCACGCAGGGCGACUUUGACUCGGACGCCGUCGUCUUCGACAUCGACUCGGAGCUGAUCCGGUCCGGCGACCUGACGGUCGAGCUCGACUUUCCGUACCCGCCGAUCCACUCGACACGGUACAAGUACGAGGUCUUUGUCGGCGUCUACGACUUCCCGGCCAACCACACGACGAGGCUGACGCGCAGCUGCGAGGCGAACACGGCGCACAUCCGCCACGAGAUGCAGGCGACGAGAUACAGCGUCAACCUCCGCUGGCCGCACAAGAGCCCGCUUUCCCUGCAGAAGGUCGAACCGGAGGGUUCAACCGCCGUCACGGCGCACAGGUACACCCUCGCACCCGCGUCUGGAAAGGGGGAACAGAAGCCAACUUCGCUCUCGUUCACGGCGCACUUCUCUCCGCGAAAACGCCUGCCCGAUCUGCCGGAGACGAUCAGGGGGCGCAACACGGCUGGAUGGCACGAGUACUGGGACCAGCGCGGCUUCGUUGACCUGACUGCCUCGACGAACCCCAAUGCGACUGAGCUGCAGCGGCGCAUCAUUACUUCGCAGUAUCACGUUCGCGUCAAUAGCGCUGCAAAGGGCGAGUCGCCUCAGGAGAGCGGGCUCAUGAACUACGGGUGGUACGGCAAGUUUCACAUGGAGAUGGUGGUCUGGCACAACGCACAUUGGGUGUCAUGGGGUCGUGAAGAGCAUUUCCACAACAUUUUCCCUGCCCUUUAUGAGAAGCUGCUGCCGACCUCUUUUGCCCGGGCCAAGCUCAUGGGCUGGGAGGGCGCUCGAUGGCCCAAGAUGACCGACACUAUGACAGGGCGGAGCUCACCAGGCCUCAUUAACGCUCUUCUGCUAUGGCAGCAACCACACCCAAUGUACAUGGCGAUGCUGGCGUAUAAGACCAAGCCAACCCAGGAGACCCUUGAACGAUGGGACCCGAUACUCGAGGCGACUGCCGACUACAUGGCGUCGUACGCCUGGUACAACGAGUCAUCGGGGAAUUACGACCUCGGCCCUCCGCUGGCUCAGCCUGUUCCCGAGCACUGGACGACCGUCGCUUCCAAGUUGUCCAAGCCCCCGCAGGUCGACGGCCUGUAUGCAGUUUACGAAGGCGUCAACUCGACGUGGUGGCAGGAUCCCAAGCUGAACGGCGAUCCACGGAGUCUCAUCAUGAUGCAGGGAAUCCUGCCCAACACGCCGGCGGUAGACGAGGAGGUCGGACGACGCACGGCAGAUAAGGUGUGGGAGGUCUGGACUGACCAGAAAAUCCGGGGCUGGGGAAGACCGAUCCUAGCGAUCAACUCGGCGAGAGUCGGGAACCCAGAGCGUGCUAUCUAUCACUUGACGGCAUAUGAUUACUGGAAGUUUGACGAUGCUGGCUUCGCCAUUCGAGGCGGUGACGGCGGGACGCCGCCCCCUUUUAUGCCCGGGAACGCCGGGUUUCUCUUGGCCGUUGCGUACAUGGCUGAGGGAUGGGAGGGAUCAUCCAGUGAUGCUCCGGGCUUCCCCAAGAAAGGCGGUUGGGUGGUCAAGCACGAGGGCCUUCGUAAGGCUUUGUGA
Verticillium dahliae VdLs.17 is the source of this 2112-nucleotide messenger RNA. RefSeq lists its product as uncharacterized. Gene Ontology annotation, biological process: carbohydrate metabolic process. The record is from RefSeq and is a predicted model, not a curated record. The transcript is spliced from 8 exons. The coding region runs from base 1 to 2112 and encodes 703 amino acids. NCBI's taxonomy places the organism in Eukaryota, Fungi, Ascomycota, Sordariomycetes, Glomerellales, Plectosphaerellaceae.